GUGUCAAAAUUUGGAUUCAAUUUGUGAUACUUGUCAAACUGCGGCGCGCUAUCACCGCCCGUUGUCAAAGUCAUUCGUGGACGGCAUGUUGAAAAGUACAUCUUCAUAGGGCUGUGUGGUUUCAUAUCAGGCCGGGGAGGAUAUAGUCGUGUCUUUUAGCUGCUGUGUGAUGUAUGAACGCCGCAAUGAAGGUGAUAUGUGGCAGCUAGCCCGUGCUAGCAUGUAGCUAAUUUGUCGAGCUUUGCUUUCCAAGUAUGAAUUCAGAGUCAGCAGUGACGGUGGCAGGCGGUGAUAGCUGGCAGAUCUAACCCACCCACCCGUCCACCAGCCAACCAGCGAGUCUGGCCUUUGUUUACCUGCCUCUCAGGUAGGGUGUGAGUAGGGGGCAGGGCCACCCACGAGGUAGGAGGGAUGCCUGUGGAGGGCGGAAGCAGCAGCGGUUCUGCUUCGGCUGCUCGUCACCCCAAGCAGAAGCGCAAGGCUCACAGUUUAUCUAUCCGGCGCACCAACAGCACAGAGGAGAGGCAACCGGGCAUCCAAAGAGGAGACAUGCUGGAGGGACAGGACUCCAAGCUGCCCCACGCUUUGCGGAACAAUCUUCUCGACCUGUUCGGCCAGAUCGAACGCGAAUUUGAAAAUCUCUACAUUGAAAACAUUGAACUACGCCGGGAAAUCGACUCCCUGAACGAGCGCCUGACUGGAGAUGGACAGACUGUCGAGGGAGGAGACCCCACCAAGGGAGCCCUGAAAACAAAAGCCAGCCACAGCACCAGUCAGCUGUCACAGAAGCUGAAGACGACCUACAAAGCCUCGACCAGCAAGCGCUUGUACACUUUCCAGAGCAAAAUAGGUGGACCUCGCAACUUCAGUGUGGCCACAUGGGAGUUGUGGGGCGGAGAUUCAUGGAUUGUGUCCAGUUUCAAAGCCACCACAGGCUCCCGGGCUUUGUGCCAGCUGCUCAAGGAGUACAUGGGCCAUCGGGAUGGGAUCUGGGACCUCAGCGUAACCCGAACCCAGCCAGUGGUCCUGGGCACCGCCUCGGCAGACCACUCAGCUCUACUGUGGAGCAUAGAGACUGGGAAAUGUCUGCUGAGGUAUGCCGGCCAUGCAGGAUCAGUCAACUCCAUCAAGUUCCACCCCACAGAGCAGAUGGCCCUCACAGCCUCCGGGGACCAGACAGCUCACAUCUGGCGCUACAUGGUGCAGCUUCCUGCCCCCCAACCACCACCAGAUGUCAGUGCUCCAUGUGAUGAUGACCAGGACUCUUCAGACAGAGAGGAAGGCGAGGUGGACGGCGAAGGCCCAUGCGAGGUCCCCACGGUCCGCGUUGCUACAGCAACCCUGAAGAGCCACCAGGGCGUGGUGAUCGCAGCUGAUUGGCUGGUUGGAGGCCGACAAGUGGUGACAGCUUCCUGGGACCGUGCUGCAAACCUGUAUGAAGUGGAGACGUCUGAACUGGUUCACACGCUCACCGGCCACGACCAGGAGCUGACCCACUGCUGCACCCACCCCACCCAGCGCCUGGUGGUCACCUCAUCCAGAGACACCACCUUCAGACUGUGGGACUUCAGAGACCCGUCCAUCCACUCUGUCAACGUCUUCCAGGGACACACUGACACGGUGACGUCUGCGGUGUUCACGGUGGGCGACAACGUGGUUUCGGGGAGCGACGACCGCACCGUCAAGGUGUGGGAUUUGAAGAACAUGAGGUCGCCGAUAGCAACCAUCCGCACAGACUCGGCCGUGAACAGGUAGCUGACUGGAGGGACUUGGCUGUUACAGAGUUAUAGAGGAUUCUUGUCUGUAGAUAAAUAAGGUCAUUACAGAAUCACUCCAUUGACUGUUCUGCUCGUAUUAGAGACGAGUGGAUCGGUGCUGUCAAUGAAACACUUGAAUAUAAUGCAGCUUGAAUAGCUGCACAUUUGUUGCACCACUUCACCGGUUGUUAAUGGUAUCAAUUAAUCUGAAUAGAUUUUUAAGCGAUACAUUAAUGUGAUUCUACACAUGGAUGAGUAUGUUGAUGUAUUCAUGUUUACUGUGUUUCCUGGCUAAUGAGGCCAUUGGCCGCCGGGUAUGGAAUAUAAAAUGAACAUAAAAAGCC
This is a messenger RNA of Stegastes partitus (bicolor damselfish), 2101 nucleotides long. Its product is annotated as WD repeat-containing protein 37-like. NCBI's taxonomy places the organism in Eukaryota, Metazoa, Chordata, Actinopteri, Pomacentridae. The record is from RefSeq and is a predicted model, not a curated record. The transcript is spliced from 13 exons. The coding region runs from base 412 to 1755 and encodes 447 amino acids. Gene Ontology annotation, molecular function: protein binding.